AUGGACGCGUCCCGGAGCCGCUCGCUGGGCCUCGGCGUGGCCGUGGCGCACGGCGUGUUCUCCGGCUCGCUGAACAUCCUCCUGAAGUUCCUCAUCAGUAAUUAUCACUUCGACUUCCUGACGCUCAUCCAGCUGCUGACCAGCAGCGCGGCGGCGCUCAGCCUGGAGCUGCUGCGGCGGCUCGGGAAGGUCCAGGUGCCGCCGUUCAGCCUGGAGCUCUCCAAGGAGUUCUGGCCGGUGUGCGUCCUCUCCACGCUGCAGUCCACCCUCACGCUGUGGUCUCUGCGCGGCCUCAGCCUGCCCAUGUACGUGGUGUUCAAGCGCUGCCUGCCGUUCGCCACGCUCAGCAUCGGCGUGUGCGUGCUGAGGAACGGCGUGCCGUCCGCCGGCGUGAUCGUGGCCGUGGUCAUCACCACCGGGGGCGCCGCGCUGGCCGGUGCCGGCGACCUCACCGGCGACCCCUUCGGCUACGUCACCGGCGUGCUGGCGGUCGUGGUCCACGCCUCCUACCUGGUCCUGAUCCAGAAGACCAGCCUGGACGGCGCCCACGGGCCGCUCACGGCGCAGUACGCCAUCGCCGUCAUGGCCACGCCGGUGCUCCUGGUGUGCUCCCUGGUCUCCAUGGAGACCGUCUCCAUGUGGUCGUACGCGGGCUGGCGGGACCCCGGCGUGCCGGCGCUGCUCGCGGUCUGCGUGCUGCUGGGCUGCUGCAUGAACUUCACCACGCUGCACUGCACCUACAUCAACUCGGCCGUGACCACCAGCUUUGUGGGCGUGGUCAAGAGCAUCGCCACCAUCACCGUGGGCGUGCUGGCGUUCAGCGACGUGGCGCCGACCCGCCUGUUCAUCGGCGGCGUGGCGGUCAACACCGUCGGCUCCGUCACCUACUGCGCCGUCAAGUACUGCGAGAUCCGCAGGAAGAGCCUGUACGAGGACCUGGAGGAGGGGGGCGGGGCCGGCGGGGGGGGCGGGGCGGAGCCCGCGAGCACCGGCCCGGAACCCGCGGCCGACGGAGAGGCGUGGACCGGAGACGGAGCGGCGGGCGGAGGAGUCAUGACGGAGGAGGAGGCGCUGGAGAUGCAGAGGGAGCACCUCCACGGGGGGAGGAGCCACGCCCCCCCCGCCCCCCCCCGGCCGCUCAGCGACGUGUGGCGGUCCAUCAGGAACCUGCAGCCCCCCAAGGGAGAGACUCUGGUGGACCACAUGGAGCAGCAGAGUCCGUGAGACCUGGACCCAGACCCGGACCCAGACCCAGACCCAGAACCGGACCCAGACCCUAACCCAGACCCAGACCCGGACCUGGACCCAGACCUGGACCCAGACCCAGACCCUAACCCAGACCCAGACCCGGACCCAGACCCUAACCCAGACCCAGACCCAGACCCAGA
Molecule: messenger RNA, 1388 nt
Organism: Pseudoliparis swirei
Lineage: Eukaryota; Metazoa; Chordata; Actinopteri; Perciformes; Liparidae
Gene: slc35d3
Product: solute carrier family 35 member D3
Exons: 4
Coding region: 1-1224 (407 amino acids)
Cellular component (GO): Golgi apparatus
Molecular function (GO): antiporter activity
Source: RefSeq, a predicted model, not a curated record